Chanos chanos (milkfish) is the source of this 3221-nucleotide messenger RNA. RefSeq names its product histone cell cycle regulator a (gene hira). Gene Ontology annotation, molecular function: nucleosome binding; protein binding. Lineage: Eukaryota; Metazoa; Chordata; Actinopteri; Gonorynchiformes; Chanidae. Gene Ontology annotation, cellular component: chromatin; nucleus; HIR complex. The coding region runs from base 122 to 3127 and encodes 1001 amino acids. The transcript has 25 exons. Gene Ontology annotation, biological process: regulation of DNA-templated transcription; DNA-templated transcription; chromatin remodeling. The record is from RefSeq and is a predicted model, not a curated record.
AAAAGUAACGGACGAACUCAUCGUCGAAAAGGAAAGGUGAAGGAUUUUGUCAGCCGAGAUUGAGGAGGGGCUGCGGGCAGUUAUUUGCAAAGAUUUGAUUUCUGAAGACUGCGAGCGUGCAAUGAAGCUGCUCAAACCAAGUUGGAUCAGUCACAAUGGUAAACCAAUAUUUUCUGUCGAUAUCCAUCCAGAUGGCACCAAAUUUGCCACAGGCGGACAAGGUGAGGAUUCGGGGAAGGUCGUUAUCUGGAACAUGGCUCCAGUCGUCCGAGAGGAGGAUGAGAAAAACGAGAACAUUCCCAAGAUGCUUUGCCAGAUGGACAAUCAUUUAGCAUGCGUGAACUGUGUUCGCUGGUCUAAUAAUGGCCUGUAUUUGGCCUCUGGAGGAGAUGACAAACUAAUCAUGGUGUGGAAGCGAGCGACAUUCAUUGGACCCACUACCGUGUUUGGGUCAAGCAGCAAACUUGCCAACAUGGAGCAGUGGAGAUGUGUGUCUAUUCUUAGAAACCACACCGGGGACGUAAUGGAUGUUGCCUGGUCACCUCAUGACAUUUGGCUGGCUUCCUGUAGUGUCGACAACACCAUCGUGAUUUGGAACGCUCGCAAAUUCCCCGAGAUCGUCAUGACGCUGAAGGGUCACACGGGCUUGGUGAAAGGCCUGACGUGGGACCCCGUGGGGAAAUACAUCGCCUCCCAGGCUGACGAUCACAGCCUGAAGGUGUGGAGGACCAUGGACUGGCAGCUGGAGACCAACAUCACCAAACCCUUUAAUGAGUGCGGAGGGACGACUCACGUGUUGCGUUUGAGCUGGUCACCGGACGGUCAGUACCUGGUGUCUGCUCACGCCAUGAAUAACUCAGGACCAACCGCUCAGAUCAUCGAGAGGGACGGCUGGAAAACCAACAUGGACUUCGUGGGCCAUCGUAAAGCUGUCACAGUUGUGAAAUUCAACCCUAAAAUCUUUAAGAAGAAACAGAAAAACGGCAGUGCGCCGAAGGCCAGCCACCCGUACUGCUGCUGCGCUGUGGGAAGUAAAGAUCGUUCGCUGUCUGUGUGGCUCACAUCCCUGAAGCGUCCUCUGGUUGUCAUCCACGAUCUGUUUGACAAAUCCAUUAUGGACAUCACCUGGACUCUAAAUGGACUGGGUUUACUCAUCUGCUCCAUGGACGGAACCGUGGCGUUCCUCGAUUUUUCCCAGGAUGAACUGGGAGACCCUCUCAGCGAAGAGGAAAAGAACGCCAUCCAUCAGAACAUUUAUGGGAAGUCUCUGGCCAUUACCAUGGACACACAGCUGUCCAGCACCAUCAUCGAGAACCCAGAGAUGCUCAAGUACCAGCAGCAAGAGCGGAAAGGCCCGGAAAACUCAGCCGGCGCCGGUCUGGGCUCGAACCACGAGAACCAGACGCCUAAACUGGCAAACGUGAUGAAUGGAGAGUCACUGGAGGACAUCCGCAAGAAUCUGUUAAAGAAGCAGGUGGAGACACGCACCGCAGAUGGAAGGAGGAGGAUCACGCCUCUCUGUAUCGCACAGCUGGACACAGGGGAUUUUUCUCCGGCGUUAUUUAAUAGUGUUCCGAUUCUUCCGGGGUCAUCCGUGUCAUCCCAGCUCAACCCCCAGAUCUCCUCUGACUCCAAUACAGCCAACUCACUGGGCCUGAGGCCCAGCCAGGACCCCAGCACCAGCUCUCCCAGUAAAACCACAGAGGAGCCCAAAGACAGUGCCUCUCCAUCUGUUGGUGUGAAGUCCAGCCUCCUGUUGACAUCUGCCACUAAAAUCGAGCCAAUGAAAGCUCUUGACUCACGCUUCACUGAAAGGUCAAAAGCCACGUCAGGGGUCACAGUCUCCCCCUCCACCAUCCAAAUUGACAGACUGAAGGAUGGAGGCAAAGUGAGAGAAGACACAAGCAGUGACUCAGAGGAUAAGAUGGCCGUGAAGUCUCUCUCCGCGCCGAAGAGGAAAGCGGAGAUGGAGACAGCAGAGGUGGUGGAGAAACGAAAGAAGGGCAGGCCACGGAAAGACGCCAAAAUGAUGACGCCAGUCCGUCUCUCUCCUCUCCAGACGCCCGUGUCUACAGAAAAAGAGCCUUUGCGCGUUGUAACUCCAGGGGCAGUGCUGAAACUUCCCAUCCCCUCCAUACAGAAAUCAUUCACUGUACAGGUGAGUGCUGAGGCGUCUCUGUAUCUGGAGGUGGAGAACGAGAUGUCUGUGGUUAUGGGCUCUCGGCUCAGUCAGCUACGCUGCUGUCGAGACGGACGGGAGUGGGACACACUCCUAACCAGCCGCAUCGUCAUCGCAUCAGGGAGCAGUGACAUCAUCGCCGUGGCAUGCGAGGACCGCACGCUGUCCGUGUUCUCGGCCUGUGGUCGUCGUCUCAUCCCGUCAAUCAUGCUGGCCACGCCCGUGUCCAGCCUUCACUGCUCCGCCUUCUAUGUCAUGGUGCUGACCGGCGCCGCCUCCCUCUCUGUUUGGGACGUGCAGAAACAGGUUGCCCUGGUCAAAAACGAGACAUUAAACCCCAUUUUAUCAGGUACGGAUGCUACGGUGUCUCAGUCUCUGUUAACUCAGCAGGGAGUUCCAGUCAUCACUCUGUCUAACGGCAGAUCCUACUGCUUCAACUCCUCUCUGGAGACAUGGAAUCUGGUAGCAGAUAAGCAAGAUACUCUAGUGCAAUGCGCUGACUUUAGGAACUGCAUCUCUACCCAGGAUGCAAUGGGCUCCUCGGGCCCUCUAGCUGUCAUGCAAGGGCGUAAUUUGAGUGCGGGGCGGCUGGCGUCACGCCUGUCAUCCACGCCCCACCUGUUGCAGACUGGCAUGACUCUAGCGUUCCUGGAGUGUCAGCUGGCGUCCGCCCUGUCUCUGCUCUCCCCGUACGAGUACCGCCACUGGCUCCUCAUCUACGCCCGCUUCCUCGUCAACGAGGGUUAUGAGCAGAGGUUGAGAGAGCUGUGUAAAGACUUACUGGGACCAGUUCACAAGUCCAGCAGCAGCACCUGGGAGCCCAGUGUUCUGGGUUUGCGUAAGAGGGAUCUGUUGACUGAACUCUUGCCAGUGAUUGGUCAAAAUCUUCGUUUCCAGCGACUUUUCAGCGAAUACCAGGAUCAGCUGGAGCUUCUCAGAGUCAAAUAGCACUUUGCAACCGACCUUUUGACCUUUUGACCUUGACAGCUCCCUGUGAACUGUUCAUCAGCUAACUCUAAUUAAAGGGUGGAUCGGUGGCUCU